AUGCGCAAGGCGCCAGCGCCCUCGUCGACGCUGCGCCGCAAUGGAGCUCGCAUUCGCAAGGCGCUGCAAGUUUGCGACCUCGACGAGCACGUCCAGCAGCUCCUGCAUUGCUUCCCCCCUCUGCGCGUCCUUGGACUCGACAUCAACACCAACAGCACUGGCUUUGCUGUGGUAACCGAACGUGGUCGCGUGUGUCGCUGGGGCCAUAUCCCCACGACGCAAUUUGCCAGCGCUGACGUGCUCCGCAUCGGCGGUGUCGUCGAUGGUAUCUUGGCGACUGUGCGCGAUGCCGAACAGCAGCAACAACCAGCAGCUCAAUGGCUCGUGGGCAUUGAAGCGUUCAUGCGGAUGUUCUGCUCUGGACGCUUCCACAACGCCGGCAUGUUCCAGCUCGCGCAGCUCAACGGCAUUGUGUCGUUUGCCUGUUGGAAGCGCUUCCACGUACUGCCGCUACACACGCACCCGUCGGCAGCGCGUGGGUUCUUCGGUCUCAGCGCGUCAUCGAAAGGCAGCACCAAGAGCAGCGUCAAGCACCGGGUCAUGGACUUCCUCGAGCACCACGAACCCGAAGCAACGCGUCGACAAGUUGCAACGUCGACAGCUCUGCCGGUGCUGGAGCGUAUGCGCACCGGUGCGCUGGCCGACUCGGCGUUCGACAUUGCCGACGCCUACGUGAUUGCGUCGUACACGCGCUCUGUUCACUUGCGAAAGCAGCUCGUGGUGCACUACCCGCAACUCGUGCAGCACUUUUCGACUCGGUACCUCGAGUUGACACACGAAGCAGUCGCAAAGGGGAAGAAAAACAAGAGGUCAGUCGAGACGGAGAAGCUGAAGACGAUGGACGAAAAGCAGACGCUUGCGUACACGAGUGGCCUGUUCGCGUUCGGCUUGGAGAACUGGUUCAAAGAGCACAACACGUGCUUCACGAUGCAGGACGACGACGACGACGACGAGGUGAGAUACACGCGGUCGUGGUCACACACGACUUGA
Messenger RNA from Hyaloperonospora brassicae, 990 nucleotides. The record is from the annotation of a GenBank genome assembly. Lineage: Eukaryota; Oomycota; Peronosporomycetes; Peronosporales; Peronosporaceae.